AUGGAUGAACAAACUUUUCCUUUCAUAGAAGAAAAUUUAUCAUCAGAAAUAGAUAGAAAUAAUUUACUAAAACUACUUAACCCCACUACUAAUUUCGAUGAAGAUGGUAGUCUUAGUGCUAAAAUCGCAGUUUCUACAGCUAGGAAAAACAAGGAUGAAUAUAAAAUAUUUAUUUAUGCUCGAGAAAGAGAAGAUGUUUAUUUCUUGGUGACAAAAUUACAAAAUCUAGGAUUGAAUUAUGAAUUUAAGAUUAAGUAG
Messenger RNA from Funneliformis geosporum, 258 nucleotides. NCBI's taxonomy places the organism in Eukaryota, Fungi, Glomeromycota, Glomeromycetes, Glomerales, Glomeraceae. The record is from the annotation of a GenBank genome assembly.